CUGGCACGACAGCGGGCACGGAGUCAUCUGGCACGACAGCGGGCACGGAGUCAUCUGGCACGACAGCGGGCACGGAGUCAUCUGGUACGACAGCGGGUAUCGAGUCACCAAGCUGGACAGCGGGCACCGAGUCAUCUGGCACGACAGCGAGCACUGAGUCACCAGGCACGACAGCGGCACCGGGUCAUCAGGCAUCGGGUCGUCUGGCUUGACAGCGGGCAUCGGGUCAUCUGGCAUCGGGUCGUCUGGCUCGACAGCGGGCACCGAGUCAUCCGGCAAGGCAGGGGGUACCGAGUCAUCCGGCAAGGCAGCGGGCACCGAGUCAUCCGGCAAGGCAGCGGGCACCGAGUCACCAGGCACGACAGCGGGCACGGGUCAUCAGGCAUCGGGUCGUCUGGCUUGACAGCAGGCAUCGGGUCAUCUGGCAUCGGGUCGUCUGGCUCGACAGCGGGCACUGAGUCAUCCGGCAAGACAGCGGGCACCGAGUCAUCCGGCAAGGCAGCGGGCACCGAGUCAUCCGGCAAGGCAGCGGGCACCGAGUCACCAGGCACGACAGCAGGCACCGAGUCACCAGGCACGACAGCGGGCACCGGGUCAUCUGGCUCGACAGCGGGUACCGGAUCA
Staurois parvus is the source of this 624-nucleotide messenger RNA. The record is from the annotation of a GenBank genome assembly. NCBI's taxonomy places the organism in Eukaryota, Metazoa, Chordata, Amphibia, Anura, Ranidae.